Molecule: messenger RNA, 1074 nt
Organism: Triticum aestivum (bread wheat)
Lineage: Eukaryota; Viridiplantae; Streptophyta; Magnoliopsida; Poales; Poaceae
Product: ethylene-responsive transcription factor ERF109
Exons: 1
Coding region: 121-882 (253 amino acids)
Biological process (GO): regulation of DNA-templated transcription
Molecular function (GO): DNA-binding transcription factor activity; DNA binding
Source: RefSeq, a predicted model, not a curated record
CCAAACUACCUGAAACAUCAGUGGGAUCACGAUAACGCAAGCCGACUACCUUAGCACACGAACGCGCGCAGCCCAAAAACUUUCUUGCGACACCGACCUCACCUAGGACUCUACGUCGCCAUGGUGCCGAGGCUGGAGCGCGGCGGCUUCCAGCUCCCGAACUCCGAGCAGGAGAACUCCCUCUUCCUCCGCGCCCUCAUCUCCGUCGUGUCCGGGGACACAGCGGCCCCCGCCCCGCACCAGCUGGCGCCGUCGACGCCGCCCUUUGCUCCCGCUCCGGCGACUGCGGCUGCUGCGUGCGCCAGGUGCGGCGUGGACGGGUGCCUCGGCUGCGAGUUUGUCGCUGCGGCCGCGGCGACGACCGGGUCGAGCAGCGAGGGGGAGGAGUGCUCGGCCGCGAGCUUCGUGAAGAACGGCGGCGUGGGCAAGCGGCGGGCUGGAGGCGGCGGGAGCAAGUUCAGGGGCGUGCGGCAGCGGCCGUGGGGCAAGUGGGCGGCGGAGAUCCGCGACCCGCACCGCGCCGUGCGCAAGUGGCUCGGCACCUUCGACACCGCCGCGGAGGCCGCCCGCGCCUACGACGUCGCCGCGCUCGAGUUCCGCGGCCACCGCGCCAAGCUCAACUUCCCGGCGUCGUCGUCGUCGGCCUCCGCGUCCGCGUCUGCUACUGCUUCCUCCCGGGCGGCUACGCAGCCCCAUCCCCAGCGGCAGCAAAGGCCAGAGAGCCCUCGCGAGAAGUGCGGGUCAAAUGCGUCGUCGCCGGUGCACGUUCCGCGGCUGCCGGAGCAGGGGAGGCCGGUGGCGCGGGAGCAGGAGAUCUGGGACGGGCUGCACGAGAUCAUGAUGAUGGACGACGGCAACUUCUGGUCCAACCCCAAGCCAUGAUCACCACCGCUCAUUACCUCGUUCUCCUCAUGCUCCAUUGCGACUACAUAAUAAAUCCUAGUACGAAAUGAGUUCAAUAAACGAUAUACAUCCGACAGUCCCGUGCAAAAUGUGCACAAUGCUCACAAGAUUCUUAAUCUUUCACACACAGACUGUUUCACAAUGUGCAGAUAUCGUUUUGUACUUGCUAAA